This is a messenger RNA of Trifolium pratense (red clover), 4109 nucleotides long. Its product is annotated as zinc finger CCCH domain-containing protein 30-like. The record is from RefSeq and is a predicted model, not a curated record. Lineage: Eukaryota; Viridiplantae; Streptophyta; Magnoliopsida; Fabales; Fabaceae. Gene Ontology annotation, molecular function: protein binding; metal ion binding. The transcript is spliced from 2 exons. The coding region runs from base 1277 to 3469 and encodes 730 amino acids.
ACUUUGUAAUUGGCGGAUUCCAAAUCCAAAAUUUCACUCCACUUAAUUCUCUCUCAAUAAAAUCCGCCACAGUCAACCGGUUGAACCCACCUUCAAUCUUUCUUCAAUCCUAUCCACCCCACUUUUCUCUCUUACCUGCUCUCCCGGUUCCCCAUGGACCCACUCUCUAACACUUCAUUUCAACUUCAUUUAGCGUUCAUUUCAGUAUCAUUUCAUUUCACUCCAAAACUUUUUUAAAUUCACUCUAAAUUCGUUUCUUUUUCAUUUUCAUUUCAUUUCAAUUCAAUUUCAAAAACGUUACUUCUCUCUCUCUGAAAAAAUGCUUCCUCGUUUCUAUCAAUGGAAGCUCUGAACUGAACAACCAGAUCUCGUUUUCUUCUUCGGAUUCAUUCUUCAUCAUUCUCCAUUUUUCAUUCAGAUUGAUGAAUUAAUUUUCAUUUUCCACUCGUUUUUUCAACUUCAUUGAAUUUUCAACCCGAUCUUCAUCAUAACCACUCGUAAUCGCGGUGAGUCUUCACUCUUCAAUUCAACCGAUCGAGUUUCUUACUCGAUCUGAAAACUUUUAGUUCCAAUUAUCAUCAUUCAUUAUAGCAUUUUACACUAAUUUUAUACUUUGAAUUAUAUUCGUAUUGCUAUUGCAUCGUGUUGAUAAUUUUUUUUGCAAAUUUCUGUAUUAAUUUAAUGAUGAUAACAAUAAUAAUUUAGUUAAAAUAUAGUAGAGAUAGAAAUGAAGGAAAAUUAUAUUUAAAAUGAAAAACAUGAUCAGUGUUAUGUAAGAUUUUGAAGUGAAUUUGUGCUUUUGUUUUUAUUUCUUUAAUUCUUUAAUUAAUAAAAGGAUUUUUUAGUUUUUUUUUUAUGUUUUUACUUUGAUUCUGUGAUUUUUUCUGAUUGUGUAGAUUCUUGAUAUAUACAAGAGAUGCGAUUUUUGCUUCGUUAAAAUGGGAAUAAGAGAAUCAUGCUUAUUUGUUUUCUUUUACUUUUUUAAUUUUUGUUUUUUUUUUUUUAUAUUUCUAUUGACGAGGUAGUAACUUUAAUUAUUCUUUGUGAUAUGAUUCCGGAUUUUAUUCAGAUCUAUUUCUUUGCGUAAAGAAUCAUGUGUCUUGUGUGUGUUUAUGCGAUUUUAUUGGAAUAUUAGCCUAACUCUUUAUAUAUUUAGUUCUUUUUACGCUAUUGACUGUGCGUGUGUGACUCUGUUCUUAUUUGGUUCACAACUUUUUAGUUUUGUUUGGGAAAUUAAAUGGUGUUUAACUUUACGUAUUCUUGAGCUAAUUGAAGGAUGUGCGGUGGUCCUGACAAAUCAAAAUCUCUUUCAACUUCGUCAUCUCCAUCAUCGUCAUCAUCAUCUGCUGUAGAAGUUUCAAACAACGUCAAAGACAUGAAAAAUCUAACUGUUCGUACUGAUGAUUCUUUUUCCAGCUUACUUGAAUUUGCUUCUAACAAUGAUUUUGAAGAAUUUAAGGUAGCUUUAGAUAGUGAUGCUUCUCUUAUUAACGAAGUUGGCCUCUGGUAUGUCCGUCAAAAUGGAUCUAAACAAAUUGUUCUUGAGCACAGAACCCCGCUAAUGGUGGCUGCUUCCUAUGGGAGUAUUGAUAUUCUAAAGCUUAUACUCUCAUGUCCAGAGGCUGAUGUUAAUUUCUCCUGUGGGACAGAUAAAGGCACUGCUCUUCACUGUGCUGCUUCAGGGGGUUCUGUUAAUGCGGUUGAUGCUGUGAAACUGCUUUUAUCAGCUGGCGCUGAUAUCAAUUGUGUGGAUGCUAAUGGAAACCGUCCAGUUGAUGUUAUUGUUGUUCCUCCUAAGCUUGGUGGUGUGAAAACAAUUCUUGAAGAACUUCUCUCAGACAGUGCUUCUGAUGGGUCUGUUGAUGAUUGUUCUCUUCCAGCAUCUGUUAAUUCAUCAAGUCCUCGUUCAGCUGCCCCUUUUUCAUCAAAUGAAAACGGGUCUCCAUCCUCUCCUGGGGCUACUCCCAAGUUUACCGACACAGCUGCCAAUUUUACAUCAGAAAAGAAAGAGUAUCCAAUUGAUCCAUCACUUCCUGAUAUAAAAAACAGCAUAUAUGCUACAGAUGAAUUCCGCAUGUUUUCGUUCAAGGUUCGUCCCUGUUCUCGGGCAUACUCUCAUGAUUGGACCGAGUGUCCUUUUGUUCAUCCUGGAGAGAAUGCUCGAAGGAGAGACCCCAGAAAAUUUCAUUACAGCUGUGUGCCAUGCCCUGAUUUUAGAAAAGGGGCUUGUAGACGUGGGGAUAUGUGUGAAUAUGCUCAUGGAGUAUUUGAGUGCUGGCUGCACCCAGCUCAGUAUAGGACAAGGCUCUGCAAAGAUGGUACUAGUUGUAACCGAAGGGUGUGCUUUUUUGCUCACAUAACUGAAGAGCUUCGUCCGUUGUAUGUGUCCACUGGAUCUGCUGUUCCUUCACCUCGAUCAGCUGCUUCUGCUGCUAAUGUCAUGGACAUGGCUGCUGCAAUGAGUCUUUUUCCUAGUUCACCAUCAUCAAUCUCGUCCAUGUCUCCAUCUCCCUUUGCACAGCCAUUAUCUCCAUCUGCUAAUGGCAUGUCUCACUCAAAUAAUGCUUGGCCACAGCCAAAUGUGCCUGCUCUUCAUUUACCAGGAAGCAAUGUUCAAACUAGUCGUUUGAGAUCUUCUCUUAGUGCCCGUGAUAUGCCACUUGACGACUUCAACAAUAUGUUGCAAGACUUUGAUGGUCAACAGCACAUACUAAAUGACUUGAGCUGUUUCUCACAGCCCCGUCCUGGUGCUAUUUCAGUGGGUCGAUCUGGUCGGUCUAAAGCACUAACUCCAUCAAAUCUCGAAGAUCUAUUUUGUGCUGAAAUUUCAUCUUCUCCUCGGUAUUCCGACCCAGCAGCAGCUUCUGUAUUUUCUCCAACACACAAAUCUGCUGUCUUCAACCAGUUUCAACAGCUCCAAAGUUCUUUAUCACCUAUUAAUACAAAUGUCAUGUCUCCUAAGAAUGUCGAGCAUCCUCUAUUCCACCAGGCUUCAUAUGGUGUCUCUUCUCCCGGAAGGAUGUCACCAAGAAGUAUGGAACCCCUCUCUCCAAUGAGUUCUCGAUUGUCAGCAUUUGCUCAGCGUGAGAUGCAGCAGCAACAGAUGCGGAGCCUUAGUUCAAGAGAACUUGGUGCUAACAAUCCUGUCUCGGCUGUUGGGUCCCCUGGUAACUCCUGGUCCAAGUGGGGAUCCCCUACUGGAAAAGCAGAUUGGUCGGUGAAUGGACAUGAGUUUGGACGUUCACCAAGAUCCACCUCUUUUGAGCAUGGAAACAAUGGGCAGGAGCCUGAUCUAUCUUGGGUUCAUUCCCUUGUCAAGGAAUCCCCGCCUGAGAUAAAAGAGAAGCUGGCAGCUUCUGGUCCAAUUGCAUCUACUGAUCCGAAUUCCAAUCCUCAAGUGGAGUCUAUUGAUCAUUCAGUUUUAGGAGCUUGGCUCGAGCAAAUGCAGCUGGAUCAACUUGUAGUCUAGUCAUAUUUGACCCUUUUGCUACAUCUUGCUGUGAUAGAUAUUUAAUUUAAUUUCUUCAGGUACAUAUUCUUUUGGUGAAUUCGAGCCCCCCGAAUCAUGGAAGGAUGGCUGCAAAGUUCCUGAAGGAUAAUUGUUUUUUAUUUAUUCACUUUAAUUUUUGUCAUUCAUUAUUCUAUAUUUUACCUAAAAGCUUCAGAGAGUGGGAUAAAGAACUCUUUCUCUCUGAGCUUGUUAAUGUUAUCCAGUAGAAAAGAAAAGAAAAUCCUGUCGAGGUUCGGUAUUCUUCCAAAACAGGACUCUUUCUCAUUUUACUCCAACCCCCUCUAUCAAAGAAAGCUGAAUGGUUUUUAUAAAUCAACAAAACCAGUAUAGCUUCAUUUGUUUAUAAGUUCCUUUUCCUGCAAGUGUAUAAGAUUCUGUCAUCAAAUUUAUGUUGCAUAUGUAGGAAAUUGAACCGAGUUUCUUAUUGAGGAAUUAGUGGUGAUCUGAGCUAUUGAAUAUUUAUUGCAAGCAGAUAUUUUAGAAUACAGUGAAGUUUACUUUGUUCUUAUGUUGUAUAAGCUGAGUUGUACCAAUUGUUUUCAAUUCAAAACUGUGUUGUACUGAUUAUUUUCCAAUUCAAAGCUACUGUUAUUCAUAA